AUGAGGGAGCUGUCCUGCUUCGGCGACGGAUCCGUCAGCGUCGCGGCGGCGGCCGCCUCCGUCUCGGGCCGCGGCGCGCUCGACCGGUCGCUGCAGGCGGCGACCACCAGCGUGUACAGGGCGGUUCUGUCCACGGGCAAGGAGAUGCUCGUUCGGGUCACGUGGACGCGCAGCGCCGCGGGAGCGCCCGGCGUGGCCGUGGCCUUCGACGACGGCGGCGGCUCGGCGCCGGCGGCGAGGAGGAGCGGCCAGGUGCUGCUGCAGAAGAGGCGGGGGAGCCGGUCGCUGGUGACAGGCGCCGGCACGGCCGUCGGCGUGCACUGGGACAUCGCGGAGGCCAAGUACGCCUCGGGCCCGUCCCCGGAGCCGGAGCGCGACUACGGCCUCGCCGUCGUGGCCGAUGCCGAGCUCGCGCUCCUCCUCGGCGCGGGCGGCGCGGCGCGCGAGGUCGCCCGCCACCUCGGCGCCGCAGUCCCGCACGCGCACGGCGGCGCGGUCCUCGUCAGCCGGCGGGAGCAGCUGCGCGGCGCGGCGGCGGCGCACGUGACGCGGUGCAGGUUCCGGGAGGGCGGGGAGGAGCACGAGGUGGCCGUGCACGCCUGCAGGGGCGGCGACGGGGAGCUGCGGGUCAGCAUCGACGGGGAGAAGGUGGCGGAGGUGCGGCGGGUGGGCUGGGGAUUCCGGGGCAACCGCGCCGCCGUGCUGCCCGACGGGGAGGUCGUCGACGUCAUGUGGGACGUGCACGACUGGUGGUUCGGCGGCCGGGGAGGCGGAGGCGCCGGCACGGGGGCGCAGUUCAUGGUCAAGGCAAGGGCGGAGAAGGAGGGCAGGCUGUGGAUGGCGGACGAGACGGUGGCGAGAGGCCAGUCGCCCGGUGGUUUCUUCUUGCACGUGCAGUGCUACCGCCGGUGA
Molecule: messenger RNA, 912 nt
Organism: Setaria italica (foxtail millet)
Lineage: Eukaryota; Viridiplantae; Streptophyta; Magnoliopsida; Poales; Poaceae
Exons: 1
Coding region: 1-912 (303 amino acids)
Source: RefSeq, a predicted model, not a curated record